AUGGAGCCUUUCCUCACUCGGCUGCCUCGAGAGUUACGUGACCUUGUCUAUGAGUAUGUCUGCGUCCAUCCAGACACCAUACAGGUUGCUCUUCCUGGACAGCCUGGUUCUAGGACAGACCCAUCGGUUGUUGGAUCGGGUGGCCAACUAAUGGAUGUGUCCUACCUGUCAAAUUCGGAGGUCGUACCUACCGAGCUGUCCGAGACAUAUUGGUCGAAGAAUCGUUUCGUGAUCACAGUCGGUUUAUGUACUGGCAUGCGAGAUGACAGUUUGGGCACUUUUCUGUUGCACGGAACAGUGCCUAGUGACAAGCCGUUUUGGAGGGUGUUUGUGCGCCCGUGGCAGAAAAUCCGUCAUCUGAAGAUAGAACUGGCAUGCGAACAUUGGGAAUCUGAUACGCGCUACGGGCAAGACAAGAUGAGUGACUACUACAAACCAGCAUACGGCCUCGGUGACGACUCCACGUUCGCGCAGGCUGCUGUGUCUAAACAAGAGGCUCAGCUUUAUCCUCUCACCCGACUGAAAGGCCGAGAAGAGCUUCAUAUCGAGAUCGAGAUACACACCACGUUCGCCAAGGACGGCCCUGAUGUUGAACAAUCCGAGCGUCACUUCGUCAAUAUCAUGGAGAGCAUUCGGCAAACUGUGUGCGAUCUGAUGGACUCCGGCGUCCGUGUCACGGUCGUAUUGAGCAACCUCGACUAUGACGAAAUGUCUGUGGACCCUGACACGUGGGACAUUACAUCUCGCUUUGUCCUAGACGCAGAGGAGUGGCGCAGUGAGAAAGAUCAAAUCGAAGCGCGAGACAGGGAGACCGCCUACUUCGGGCAUCCGCAAGCUGCGAUGUACCAUUGUAUUCCUGCAGCAGCCCUUGCUGACAUGGAAGGCUUCCGUGAGCUACUGUUGCGUCGUUGGAAGGUGCGAUAUGCUCUACCCUGGAUGGAAGAAGAAUCAGAAGUUCAAUAG
This is a messenger RNA of Alternaria hordeiaustralica, 963 nucleotides long. RefSeq lists its product as uncharacterized. NCBI's taxonomy places the organism in Eukaryota, Fungi, Ascomycota, Dothideomycetes, Pleosporales, Pleosporaceae. The transcript is spliced from 2 exons. The record is from RefSeq and is a predicted model, not a curated record. Bases 1 to 963 code for a protein of 320 amino acids.